CCAGAAUAAAAUUUAUUUUUCUUCUUCUUCUUCUACAACUUAUUUGAAAGUGAAAUAACAAUUGUUUUUUAUUAUCAAAAAAAUCGAUAAUGAAGUAUUUUUAGGCCAACUUUUGAACGUAACAAAUGCUAUGGUUCUUAGAGAUAUUUGUACACUAAUGGUAAAACUUGCAGGAAAAAAAAAUGAUGGAACAGCUAGAAAUACACAAGUUCAACCAAGUAUAUGCAACCAUACUGCAGCUAUAUGAUGUUCCCAUCGACCCCCUCCACAAUACGGUUUGAACCCCACAGAGUUCACAAGACGGCGAAGACCCUCCACGAAGAUGCAUCACCGGUGGAAGCAGGGAUGUCGCAACCCCGUAGGCUAUAUACCUAGCAGAUGGCGGGGACAUCUUCAGUCCUCAGCUAGUCACCACCUCAACAACAGAGAGAUUUCUCCUAGAAAAUAGAACGAGUGAUAUAUCAAUUUUCGCCAAACUGAUACGAAGAAUGGACAGCUGCUAGAAGAUUUUUCAAAGCUUAUACUCUAUAACACAAAGAGCUGAAACGGAGACAAGUUUCAUUGCCUUACCUUGUUAAAACUGUAGACAUGCUAGCUACCCUUGCAAUACAAAUACUGCUUUCGGGGGUUGCGCUCGGGGAUGUGAGUGAGAAACUCCGCCUAGGAUUGCUGCCGUCGAGCUCUAACUACCCAGGGUUACUAACACCUUUAGAAAGUGCAGCAGCAACACCUGUACAAAAAACACUGCACUCAAACAGAAGGCACGACGAGGACAAUCUAGAACGACUCUGUAACGACCCAUUCCACAGCUUCCUCUGCAAACCAGUUACAGUCCGCAGAAGAAGGAUCAAUGGUAGAUUGCGUCCUGGCGCCGUUAUUCCAUCAGGUGCUUUCAUCCAACCGGGAAUAGUACCGGAAGCCUCCAAUGUACAAGAGUCUUCCCAACUACUUGAAUCUAAUUCAGAUCUCGUAAGACAAGGAAAGAGCUACCUGCCUCCUAUUGAAGCCGAAGCUCCCAAAAAACUGAUUGAACCACAAUACCUUCCUCCAGGUUCUUUUAAGACAUCUGAACUUUCUAAUGUUGAAAGAACACAAGAAAGCAAAAUUUCUUAUGCCACAUCACCAAAGAACAGAAACGGAUUGCUGCCGGACGAAACUGAGAAGACACCGAAAAAGGUAGAUCAGCCACAAAAUUAUGGGCAAAAGCCUCGGAUAGAACCUGAUAACAGAGCAAAAAAUUCAAAACAGAUACAACUGAACAAACUUCCAAGAAAUUAUUUACCAAUUGAUGAAUCAGUGUCUCCUGACAGUUCAAACCUUUCUCCAAGUAUACAGAAUUUACCACUACAGGGAUUAGCUGCUCAAAACCGAGAACGUAAAGAUGAAAGUCAUUCACUGGAGAGGCUUUGUAACGAUCCAUUUCACAGCUUCUUAUGUAAACCUGGUAAAAGGAGAAAGAGGAUUGAUGGCCGGCUCCGUCCGGAAGCUAAGAUCCCCCCGAGCGCCUUGAUCGCUUCCAGUUCUAUCGUCAGGGAAUCAAGAGUGCUUCCUUCACAACCUAGAUCUGUAAGGCAACCAUCGAAUACCAGAGGUGCUCGUGACAAUUAUCUACCACCCAAUCAGGAUAAACCACAAUCGACAUACCAAAAUCAACAGACGUACAUUCCGCCUCAAGAUACAUUCGGAUACAAUUAUCCCAAACCCUCUAAUAAUGGAACGAUAGCAGUUAACAAUGGCUACAGUUACGAAAAACCUUCCAAUACCUUACCUGAUAUAACAACAGUAAGUCCUUCACAGAUAAGUAAUACAUUGGCAACUUCGCCUCAGGCAGACAUUUCGCAAGAUAUCGUCCCUCCGUCCUCCGGGUAUCAAUAUGUGCCACCACCAAAUGGAUUGACGGUAACAACAAUCCCGCCUCUGACAACCCAAACACUACUACCAAAUGCGGAUGGAACAAGCAUCCAAGAGACAGUGAACAGUGGAGGAGAAAACGGUUACUAUUAUCCUAAACCAUCCUCUGCGGCAUCAACAACAGUAGUUCAAACAAGUCCAUACUCCACGGCCCCGCCUCAAGAGAGUACCGACAUACCAACUGGAACGGUCGGGGGCUACAAUUAUCCUAAGCCAUCUAAUCCAUUGACCUUACCAUCAACCACAUUCCUGACAACAACGCCAAGAGCAGGAGAAACUACAACUAAAACUCCUAGUUACCAAUCAUCGGAAACUCAAACUACUGCCGGGGGUUACACAUAUCCCAAACCAUCAAAUAACAAACAAAAAUCUGGUUAUAAUUAUGAAAAACCUUCUGUGGAAUUUACACUGCCAGCGGCCGCAACGAAUCCCGCAACUAAUACAAUUAUAACUCAAACAACACCUCCACCAGUUAGCAUUACAACAGAAUCACCAGGGACAACAUUCGGUUAUCAAUAUCCAAAACCAUCAAACACGCAGGAGAACAUAGUUUCUCCUAAUCAAACUGGCUACGCAUAUCCUAAACCAUCGAUUAGUUUAACUUACCCAACAACGCAAAGGCCAGAAACCACAAAAGCUACCUCCUCUCGACCCACGAUAGUCACGACAACACGUCCUGCCCUAAGCAUUACUACUGAUGAAAACCCAACGACCGGGUAUCAGUACCCCAAACCAACAAUAAAUCAAGAUAUUGCAGUACCCUCAAGUCAGUCGGGUUACAAUUAUCCAAAACCUUCAGUAGGCUUCACCUAUCCUUCAGCAAAGCAGCCAGAAACCGCUGACGCAACACAAACGGUGAUGACAACAACAAUAAAACCAGAAUUAGAAACAUCCAGUAUUCAAAAUAUUCCAGCGGCUAGUCAAACUGGAUACGUAUAUGAGAAACCUUCAAAUAGCCUCACGUUACCAACUAAAAAACCAUCAACUUAUAUAACGCAAUCUUCAGAAGCAACAAAUAUCAAUCAAGAUAUUGUACCCCCAACUCAGGAAGGAUAUGUGUACGAAAAACCGACAUACUCAACCACUGUAAAACCAGCAUCAACCCAAACAGUUCCUGCAUACAUUACCACAAUAAGUAAUUUGCAAACAACUAUGCAAACAACAGAUAGUUACCAAUACCCAAAGCCUUCAAAAAACCCCUUUCAGGAUGGUUAUCAGUAUCCUAAACCGGCCCAACCAUUCCCACCACAAAGUGUCAAACCCUCGACGCUUGAAACGACACAAACAUUUAUAACUAACCCAACAACACAGCAAUCAACAACAGAAGGUUACCAGUAUCCUAAGCCGUCCAAUGAACAAAUGGUUGAAUCACCCAGUCAAAAUGGUUACGUUUAUGAAAAACCUGAAAUCAGUUUCACUUUACCGAAUUCGGGAUCAGAAACUUCAGUGGCACAGACCAUUCAAACCACAACUUCGGCCGCGGCUACUUCAUUGAUAACAACUAAACUAACGACGGGAUAUGAAUACCCAAAUCCUUCAAACAUUCAAAAUGAUGUACUCACUCCUCCCAAGCAGUCAGGUUACACCUAUCCUAAGCCGUCUUCUUCUUUCACAUACCCCAGUACAACGGUUCCAAGUUAUCCUACAGUCGAAAUAACAACUAAUGUACCUACUACAACAAAGCCAACAACAUUGCAGUCACAAUCUACUGAAAACGUUCAAAAAGAACAAACUGGAUACAACUAUGAAAAACCACCACAACCAUUCACAUAUCCUCGUCCAACAUUCAGUACGACCUCUUACACCCGGCCGUUGAACAGCUUCCAGUAUCCGAAACCGAAUUUCCCACAGGCCCAGGGUUCAGCGACUCAAAAUGGCUACACGUACCAGAGGCCUGUGGCCCCAACACCGUUAACGGCUGAUCAAGGUUACCAUUACGGGAAGCCAAGCAACCCUCUUUCGCUUCCUCCAAGGCAGCGUUCAGCAAGGAAUUAUCGGAGAACUCAGCAGUAUCCAACGAGGAGGGACUUCGGUAGUUUUAUAUUUUGAAAAUUGUAUUUAAUAUAAAUUAUUGUAAAUACUAAUUUUAUUUCCUAGCAUAGUUAUUUUGAUUACUUUUAUAAUAAAAUAAUUAAUAAAAUUGUUUUGCUCAUUUUUCCUUUACCUUUACAAUAUAAUAUGAAGGGUGUAAAUUUUCUUUAAUUUAAU
Molecule: messenger RNA, 4119 nt
Organism: Nezara viridula (southern green stink bug)
Lineage: Eukaryota; Metazoa; Arthropoda; Insecta; Hemiptera; Pentatomidae
Source: the annotation of a GenBank genome assembly